GCAGCGCCCAAGCUGUUCCGGGCCGCCGGGCAGCCAUGGCGGAUGAGGAGGAGGACGUGCCGUUCGAAGAGGACGCGGAGGACGCCGGCGGGGGCCUGGACGGCGGGCAGGGCAGGAGGAAGCGGCUGUUCUCCAAAGAGCUAAGGUGCAUGAUGUAUGGAUUCGGAGACGACCAGAACCCUUACACAGAAUCAGUGGACAUUCUUGAGGACCUGGUAAUAGAGUUUAUCACUGAAAUGACACACAAAGCCAUGUCCAUCGGGCGGCAGGGUCGGGUGCAGGUUGAGGACAUUGUCUUUCUAAUACGCAAGGACCCCCGGAAGUUUGCCAGAGUUAAAGACCUCCUAACCAUGAAUGAAGAACUGAAACGAGCCAGAAAGGCCUUUGAUGAAGCAAACUAUGGGUCUUGAUUUUGUGCACAAGCUGCACUGGGGCAUUAUUUGGGCACCUACUGCCCCGUAAGAAGGAAGCUCAUGUGUUGUUUGUAAGGGUUUUUUAGGAUGGAGGUCACUGCUGGAAUGUCUGCCCUCACUCCCUGCCUUUUCUGAGAAAUAUUCAAGCAGCUAAAACGUUACUUGAUUGUAUGUGGUAUACUUAGGUAUUUUUAUACCAUUUGAUGAAAUGAGAAAAAGAGCUCUAAAAAUUCCUGCAAUGGCAGGAGUCUGUUUCAAGUAGGCCUGUGUUGCAUCAGAUGGCUCAAGGGCUGAUGAUUCAUGAUUCUCUAAAAUUGUUUUAGUUGUCACUGGGUAUUCCUGUGACAGGAAACCCUGAAAAUGGAUCUUGGUUAUCUGUAUGAAGACUUCAAGCCCAAACUACUAUCAAAGUUGUGCUCUUUGCUCUGUAUAUGCUUCUUGAAUAAAACACAAGUUUGUGCCCA
Messenger RNA from Pyrgilauda ruficollis (rufous-necked snowfinch), 877 nucleotides. RefSeq names its product TATA-box binding protein associated factor 13 (gene TAF13). Gene Ontology annotation, molecular function: protein heterodimerization activity. The coding region runs from base 36 to 410 and encodes 124 amino acids. Gene Ontology annotation, cellular component: transcription factor TFIID complex. Gene Ontology annotation, biological process: transcription by RNA polymerase II. The transcript has 4 exons. NCBI's taxonomy places the organism in Eukaryota, Metazoa, Chordata, Aves, Passeriformes, Passeridae. The record is from RefSeq and is a predicted model, not a curated record.